AAAAUAAAAUAAGAAACAUUAUAUGAUUCAGAAAACGCAGGCCAUAGAAGGAUUCAACCAGAAUCGUCUAGUACCUCAAUCAAGGUGAGAAUUAUUCUGAACCCUCUUUCUGCAUUUCUCUCAUCACCAGACCCCUUUUCCUUCAUUCAAUCUGAAUGCAAGAAUCCCACAACUGUUUCGCAUAAUUCAACUUCUUCAGCGUUGUUUAUGAACUCCCUCAACUUAAAGACUCUAUCUUUCUGGUCCUCUUCUAGUGCAAUCGCUUUAGGAAGGUUUCUGUUCCAUGAUGGGGAAUAGCUGCGCGAUUUUUUAUUUGGUGGGUUUCGUUAAUUUUUGAGAUUUCCUGGAAAUUGAAAAAAAAAAACCCUUGGAUUUGGGAGCUUUGGAUUGAGUAGGCUGUGUUGUGUUGUUUGAUUGUGGCACUAAAAGGGAUUCUUAGAAAUGGGGAAGCCUUUGUUUUACGAGAUCUUGGAAAAACCUGCCACAAGUUGUAUCAUAGGAUUAUGCAGCAUGAUUUGGUUCUAUAUACAGAAGAAAAAUAUUGGGUAUUCACACGUGGGUCUGAGUUAUGAGACGGCAGUGGAAGGGCAUUAUUGGAGGAUAAUUACUUCUGCUUUUUCUCAUAUUAGUGUUAUUCAUCUUGUUUUUAAUAUGAGUGCAUUAUGGAGUCUUGGAGUGGUAGAACAGCUUGGGCACUUAGGCCUUGGUGUUGAGUACUACUUGCAGUACACACUUGUGUUGCUUAUUGUAUCAGGAGUUCUGGUUUUGGCAAUGUAUCAUUUGUUGAUUCAGAGAUUCAAGCUUGAGUAUUUUCGUCGAGUGACAGCUGUUGGGUAUUCCUGUGUUGUUUUUGGGUGGAUGACAAUUCUGUCUGUAAAGCAACCAUCUUCCAAGUUGGAUCUCUUUGGGUUUCUUUCUCUCCCUAUCAGUUUUGCGCCGUUUGAAUCGCUUAUUUUCACUUCGAUCAUCGUUCCUCAGGCAAGUUUUCUUGGCCAUUUGUCAGGGAUUGUUGUUGGAUAUGCUAUAGCAUGGGGUUUGAUUCAUGGGAUGAGCAAUUACUGGGCACUCUCCUUGUUGGGAUGGAUUCUGCUUGUCUUUGUUUUUAGUUUGAAGAGAUCUGGUGCUCUUGACCUAAGCUUUCUUGAGAUCGAGUCUGUUACCGAUCCUUCCUUACCUUCUGUGCGGUUUUUGGCAUCAAGCACUGGCAGAACACUUCAGAUGAGUGCUUUGCCAAAUGGAAAUGUUGAUAUUGUCUAAUGUUGAAGUCAUACAUCUUGUGAUAUCAGAUGUUGCCUUCACACAAUCUACAUUGAUAGCAAUGCAAUUCUAAUUCUUCCAAUAUAGAAUUUGUUUAAAGAUUCAUCAAUAUCCCUUUUCAGAGUUUUCAUCUUUAGUUUUUGUGAUAAUGAUUGUUCUCUGAUGCUGUAUAUUCGUCUGUUUAAGUGAUACUGCUCGUUGCAAA
Messenger RNA from Vigna radiata var. radiata (mung bean), 1462 nucleotides. Its product is annotated as RHOMBOID-like protein 13. Gene Ontology annotation, cellular component: membrane. NCBI's taxonomy places the organism in Eukaryota, Viridiplantae, Streptophyta, Magnoliopsida, Fabales, Fabaceae. Bases 442 to 1257 code for a protein of 271 amino acids. Gene Ontology annotation, molecular function: serine-type endopeptidase activity. The record is from RefSeq and is a predicted model, not a curated record. The transcript has a single exon.